UCAGGAUUUGCACAACCUUGGAGGGGUGUCGUUCUUACAGUGCAAUAUCCUUUUAUGGCACACCCUGGGGGUGUCGUCCUACCAGGUGUGAUGGGUGUCGUUCCUAGUGCCAAUAAAUUGUGUUGCUUUCAAAAAACAGAGUUAGAUGCAAUAAAGGUGCUUGACACCGCACGAACCAAAGAAGCAGCUGAUUUUGUCGAACAGCUCAAAAUUGGACAAAAGAGACAUCAUGAGGAGGAAUUAUCAUCAACUCCACAAAAGGUCUGA
This is a messenger RNA of Dentiscutata erythropus, 267 nucleotides long. The record is from the annotation of a GenBank genome assembly. Lineage: Eukaryota; Fungi; Glomeromycota; Glomeromycetes; Diversisporales; Gigasporaceae.